Molecule: messenger RNA, 1685 nt
Organism: Macaca mulatta (Rhesus monkey)
Lineage: Eukaryota; Metazoa; Chordata; Mammalia; Primates; Cercopithecidae
Source: RefSeq, a predicted model, not a curated record
UGGGAGAGAAGGUGGAGAGCCUGCGGCCGGUAGGAACUCCUGGUAGCAUUAUGCGGCUGCUGCAGUGUGUCUUGCUGUGUGUUUCAUUAUCUCUUGUUUUGAGUGGUCAGCAUAAGCCUGAGACACCAGGUUAUUCCAGUGUGCUCCAUUGUGGGCUAUGGAGCUUCCAGUUUGCUGUAAACCUCAGUCAGGAGGCAACUUCUCCUCCUGUACUAAUAACUUGGGACAACCAAGGGCUGCUGCACAAGCUACAGAAUGACUCUGACUGUGGCACCUGGAUAAGAAACGGUCCAGGCAGCUCCGUGGUGUUGGAGGCAACCUAUAGCAGCUGCUAUGUCACUGAGUGGGACUCCCACUACAUCAUGCCAGUUGGAGUUGAAGGAGUGGGUGUGGCUGAACACAAGAUGGUUCCAGAGAGGAAGCUGCUCAAGUGUCCUAUGGAUCUUCUAGCCCGAGAUGCUCCAGAUACUGACUGGUGUGACUCCAUCCCAGCGCGGGACAGGCUGCCAUGUGCACCUUCACCCAUCUCUCGAGGAGACUGUGAGGGGCUAGGCUGCUGUUACAGCUCUGAGGAGGUGAAUUCCUGCUACUACGGAAACACCGUGACCUUGCGUUGUGCCCGAGAGGGCCAUUUCUCCAUCGCUGUGUCUCGGAACGUGGCCUCGCCACCACUGCUCUUGGAUUCUGUGCGCUUGGCCCUUAGGAAUGACAGUGCGUGUAACCCUGUGAUGGCAACACACGCUUUUGUUCUGUUCCAGUUUCCAUUUACUUCCUGUGGCACCACAAGACGGAUCACUGGAGACCGAGCAGUAUACGAAAAUGAACUGGUGGCAACUAGGGAUGUGAAAAAUGGGAGCCGUGGCUCUGUCACUCGUGACAGCAUCUUCAGGCUCCAUGUCAGCUGCAGCUACUCAGUAAGUAGCAACUCUCUCCCAAUCAAGGUCCAGGUUUUUACUCUCCCACCACCCUUUCCUGAGACCCAGCCUGGACCCCUCACUCUGGAACUUCAGAUUGCCAAAGAUAAAAACUAUGGCUCCUACUAUGGUGUUGGUGACUACCCCGUGGUGAAGUUGCUUCGGGAUCCCAUCUAUGUGGAGGUCUCCAUCCUUCACAGAACAGACCCCUCCCUGGGGCUGCUCCUACAUCAGUGUUGGGCAACACCCAGCACAGACCCACUGAGUCAGCCACAGUGGCCCAUCCUGGUAAAGGGCUGCCCCUACAUUGGAGACAACUAUCAGACCCAGCUGAUCCCUGUCCAGAAAGCCUUGGAUCUUCCAUUUCCCUCUCACUACCAGCGCUUCAGCAUCUUCACCUUCAGCUUUGUGGACCCUACAGCGGAGAAACAGGCCCUCAGGGGACCGGUGCAUCUGCACUGCAGUGUGUCAGUCUGCCAGCCUGCUGAGACACCAUCCUGUGCGGUAACCUGUCCUGAUCUCAGUCGAAGAAAUUCAGGCACCAUUUUUCAGAACACUACUGCUAGUGUUUCUAGCAAAGGCCCCAUGAUUCUACUCCAAGCCACUAAGGACCCUCCAGAAAAGCUCCGUGCUCCUGUAGACUCAAAAGUUCUGUGGGUGGCAGGCCUUUCUGGGACCUUAAUCCUUGGAGGCUUAGUAGUAUCCUACUUGGCUAUCAAACAGCUGAAUUGUCCAGACCAAACAUGUCAAUAAAACCAGACUGUACUCCCA